Molecule: messenger RNA, 4066 nt
Organism: Acanthopagrus latus (yellowfin seabream)
Lineage: Eukaryota; Metazoa; Chordata; Actinopteri; Spariformes; Sparidae
Product: NLR family CARD domain-containing protein 3-like
Exons: 10
Coding region: 16-3348 (1110 amino acids)
Molecular function (GO): protein binding
Source: RefSeq, a predicted model, not a curated record
UGGUCAGUUGUGGAGAUGUCUGAUGUCUGUGAUCAGUGUGAAUACGCUGUUUCUUCGUGUGUUUAUCAUGUGACUGAGAGGAGAGACGAGGAAUCAUGUGAGAGCUCUGUCAGCAUGUUGUGUCUGUGUGAAGGUAUGGAGUCUGCAGCCAAUCAGUGUGAGGACGGACACACACGAUGUGAGGAGCAGGACAGCCAGACUGACUCUCACAGGAUCCAGAUGACACCUGACUGUGCUGAGCCUGAUCCCAGCUGUGUGUCAGUGAAGAGUAACUGGUCAAUGGAGAGUCCGCUGCACUUCGAAGAUGGACGCCACCCUGUUGACCAAAGAGUGAACCAGGAGAUCCCAGAUGUUCCCAGUGGUCAGUCAGCCCAGCAGCAACAAACACACCUGGACUCUGUAUUCACGCUGCUGGAGGAAGAAAUUGUCACCUUUGUGAAGAACGAGCUGAAGAGGUUUCAGAGGGUUCUGAGUUCAGAUUACCCAGAAUGCUCAGAGAGUCAGUGCGAGGAUGAGGAGGUGUUGGAUGGUGAAGACGACAAGCAGAUGAGGAGCAGCAGAGAGGCGUUCCUGAAGAUCACACAGCACUUCCUGAGGAGAAUGAAGCAGGAGGAGCUGGCUGACUGUCUGCAGAGCAGACAACCUGCUCCAGUUUAUCAGCUUAAACUUAAGUCUAACCUGAAGAGGAAGUUCCAGUGUGUGUUUGAGGGAGUCGCUAAAGCAGGAAACCCAACCCUUCUGAACCAGAUCUACACGGAGCUCUACAUCACAGAGGGAGGGACUGCAGAGGUCAAUGAUGAACAUGAGGUCAGACAGAUUGAAACAGCGUUCAGGAAAUCUUUCAGACCCGAGACGACAAUCAGACAAGAAGACAUCUUUAAAGCCUCACCUGGAAGAGACAAACCAAUCAGAACAGUGCUGACAAAGGGAGUGGCUGGCAUCGGGAAAACAGUCUUAACACAGAAGUUCACUCUGGACUGGGCUGAAGACAAAGACAACCAGGACAUACAGUUCACAUUUCCAUUCACUUUCAGAGAGCUGAAUGUGCUGAAAGAGAAAAAGUUCAGCCUGGUGGAACUUGUUCAUCACUUCUUCACUGAAACCAAAGAAAUCUGCAGCUUUGAAGAGUUCCAGGUUGUUUUCAUCUUUGACGGUCUGGAUGAGUGUCGACUUCCUCUGGACUUCCACAACACUGAGAUCCUGACUGAUGUUAGAGAGUCCACCUCAGUGGAUGUGCUGCUGACAAACCUCAUCAGGGGGAAACUGCUUCCCUCUGCUCGCCUCUGGAUAACCACACGACCUGCAGCAGCCAAUCAGAUCCCUCCUGAGUGUGUUGACAUGGUGACAGAGAUCAGAGGGUUCACUAAUCCACACAAGAAAGAGUACUUCAGGAGGAGAUUCAGAAAUGAGGAGCAGGCCAGCAGAAUCAUCUCCCACAUCAAAACAUCACGAAGCCUCCACAUCAUGUGCCACAUCCCAGUCUUCUGCUGGAUCACUGCUACAGUUCUGGAGGAUGUGUUGAAGACCAGAGAGGGAGGAGAGCUGCCCAAGACCCUGACUGAGAUGUACAUCCACUUCCUGGUGGUUCAGGCCAAAGUGAAGAACAUCAAAUAUGAUGGGAAGUCUGAGACAGAUCCACACUGGACUCCGGAGAGCAGGAAUAUGAUUGAGUCUCUGGGAAAACUGGCUUUUGAUCAGCUGCAGAAAGGAAACCUGAUCUUCUAUGAAUCAGACCUGACAGAGUGUGGCAUCGAUAUCACAGCAGCCUCAGUGUACUCGGGAGUGUUCACACAGAUCUUUAUAGAGGAGAGAGGACUGUACCAGGACAAGGUGUUCUGCUUCAUCCAUCUGAGUGUUCAGGAGUUUUUGGCUGCUCUUCAUGUCCAUCUGACUUUCAUCAACUCUGGAGUCAAUCUGUUGUCAGAAGAAAAGUUUACAAGAAGAGAAGAAUCUGCAAAGACAAACUUCUACCAGAGUUCUGUGGACGAGGCCUUAGAUAGUCCAAACGGACACCUGGACUUGUUCCUGCGCUUCCUCUUGGGCUUGUCUCUGCAGACCAAUCAGACUCUCCUAGGCGGCCUGCUGGCACAGUCAGGAAGUAGCCCACAGACCAAUCAGGAAACAAUCCAGUACAUUAAGGGAAAGAUAAGUACAGCUCUUUCUUCAGAGAAGAGCAUCAAUCUAUUUCACUGUCUGAAUGAACUGAAUGAUCGUUCUCUAGUGGAGCAGAUCCAACAGUACCUGAGAUCAGGACAUCUCUCAACAGAUAAACUGUCUCCUGCUCAGUGGUCAGCUCUGGUCUUCAUCUUAUUGUCAUCAGAAAAAGAUCUGGACGUGUUUGACCUGAAGAAAUACUCUGCUUCAGAGGAGGCUCUUCUGAGGCUGCUGCCAGUGGUCAAAGCCUCCAACAAAGCCCUAUUGAGUGGCUGUAACCUCUCAGAGAGGAGCUGUGAAGCUCUGUCUUCAGUUCUCAGCUCAAAGUCCUCUAGUCUAAGAGAGCUGGACCUGAGUAACAACAACCUGCAGGAUUCAGGAGUGAAGCUGCUGUCUGCUGGGCUACGGAGUCCACUCUGUGCCCUGGAAACUCUCAGGUUGUCAGGCUGUUUGAUCACAGGGGAAGGCUGUGCUUCUCUGGCCUCAGCUCUGAGCUCCAACCCCACCCAUCUGAGAGAGCUGGACCUGAGCUACAAUAAUCCAGGAGACUCAGGAGUGAAGCUGCUCUCUGCUGGACUGGAGGAUCCAGAGUGGAGACUGGACACUCUCAGGGUGGAGCCUUGUGGAGUCCAGUGGUUGAGACCAGCUCUGAGGAAGUAUUCCUGCGAACUCACGCUCGACACAAACACCGUAAACAGAAACAUCAAACUGUCUGACAACAACAGGAAGAUGACACAUGUGGAGGAGGAGCUGCCGUACCCUGGUCAUCAAGACAGAUUUGACUGGUGUCAGCUGCUGUGUAGAAACAGUCUGACUGGUCGCUGUUACUGGGAGGUGGAGUGGAGAGGAGGGGCUUUUAUAUCAGUGAGUUACAGAGAAGUCAGCAGGACAGGAGACAGUGAUGACUGUUUGUUUGGAUUAAAUGAUCAGUCCUGGAGUCUGGACUGCUCUGAUGUUGGUUACUAUGCCUGUCACAAUAAGAUGGUGACAACCAUCUCCUCCUCCUCCUCCACCUCCUCUGUCUCUAACAGAGUAGCAGUGUAUGUGGACUGUCCUGCUGGCACUCUGUCCUUCUACAAAGUCUCCUCUGACUCACUGAUCCACCUGCACACCUACAACACCACAUUCACUGAACCUCUUUAUCCUGGGUUUAGGCUCUGGUCUGGUUCCUCAGUGUGUCUGUGUCCUCUGUAGGAGGAAGAGUCGCCUCCUGUUGGAGAAACUUUCUCAUAGAUGACCAAAUAGUUCAGUCUGUAGAUGACCACACAACGCAGAUGUUGCCAAUACGAUGACCAUGUUUUCAUAACUGCAGACAGCGCACCCUGCAUUCAUACAGUGCAAGGAGAUUCUUUUCAAAUGGACAGCAAUGCCACCAAGACAUGGAAGAGAAUAUAAUAUCCUAUGUUUUUACAUUUACAUCGAGCAGUAUCAAGACAAAACAGAGCAAAUGCAUGGCGACGAAUAAGUGAGGAUGUUGUAGCCAGUUGUGUGAAAUAUUCUGUUAAAAAAAUGUGUCAGUUGUUUUUUGGUUAAAAUAGAUACUGACCCAGGACCAGAAUCAGUUCAGCAUUUAGAAGACAGUGACAAGAUCACAUCAGGAGCAAGAUGUUGGUGCAGCGAGUUAAGUAGACUCACUGAGGAGAACAUACCUUUACAAUGUUCAUGUGUUGUUGUUGUUGUUGUUGUUGUUGUUGUUGUUCUUCUUCUUCUUCUUCUUCUUCUUUAUUUUUUUAUUUUUUUAUUACACUGUGUUCACUUGUUAUUUUCACAGUAAGUCGAUGUAUUACUUUCUGUUUCUUGUCAGUUUCCUGGUUAGCUUUAGGCAACAAGUAUACUUGGCAUAUGGUGUAUUGUUUUUUUUAUUAGGUAACAUACUUAAUGGUAAAUGUCAAUUAAAGGGCUUAAAAAAACA